AUGACCAAGAAACGGAAAGAGAAGGAGCCGCAGUGCGAGCGCGAGCUGGGGAAGUCAAUUCUGCCAUUUUCAAGGGUGCAGAAGAUAAUCAAAGCGGACAAGGAACUUCCAAUAGUUGCACGCGACGCGACUUUCUUAAUCUCACUUGCCACCGAGGAGUUCAUCAGAAGACUUUCAGAGGCAUGCCAGAAGCUUGCGGAGCGGGAGAAGCGAGCAACUGUGCAGCAGAAGGACGUUGCAAGUGUAGUGCGGCGAGCAGAGGAAUUCAUGUUCCUCGAGGAGAUCAUCGCUUUUCACCGCACAGAACCUCCACAGAAACGCAAACCUAAAGCAUUACAGAAUGCGGACAGCCAGAGUGAACCAACGAUGCUUGAUAGGUUUGUUACUAAAGGAGAGGAGAGUCAAGAUCUAGAUAAUACACACCCUGCGGAUGUUGUCAUGGACGAUGAUGGGACAAUGUAUGCAGGAUAA
Molecule: messenger RNA, 471 nt
Organism: Suillus clintonianus
Lineage: Eukaryota; Fungi; Basidiomycota; Agaricomycetes; Boletales; Suillaceae
Exons: 4
Coding region: 1-471 (156 amino acids)
Biological process (GO): regulation of DNA-templated transcription
Cellular component (GO): nucleus
Molecular function (GO): protein heterodimerization activity
Source: RefSeq, a predicted model, not a curated record